GCGGUCUCUUUUUUUUCGUGAUCUCUCCUCGUACUCGACGCACUUUCUUCCCCCGGGUUCUUGUACGUCGUCGUUCCACGCUUCGCUGACAAGCACGCGCGAUCACGAGUACCGUCGAGGAGCCAGCAAACGACGACGUGAUCGAUCAUGCCAGCUGUACCGGCUGUGGCCGAGGCUGCUGCCCAAUUGGAGGACCUGGAUGAGCCACCAGAGCCUCGAGUUCGCGGGGGCAGCGGGCGAGCUGGCUUGAUGAGGCCGCUGGUCGUCUUAGCACUUCCUGGCAUGUACCUUUUCUACAAGUACAGCCAGUACAGGCGAGAACAGCGCGAAUUGUCGCGGAGAAGGGUCACCGAGAGGGAACUCCAACAUCUUCAUCAUAAAAUCGAUAAACUUUUAACGAAGUUGGAGGAGAACGAGCCAGAGUUGGCCUCCUCGCAGGAAGACGAGUGCGUGAUCUGCGUGAACGCCAGAGCCACGAUGCAGACGGCUCCGUGUGGGCAUCGAGUGGUCUGCAGACGCUGUUUCGUCAAAACGAUACAAAUGGCUGUCUCGCAGAGGCUGCUACCACUGAGAUGCGUCAUAUGCAGAGCGAAGAUCCUGCGUCUGAAGCAGACCCUAAUCCCACGGGACUACUCGAUGUCAGGGAAGUCCUGGGUGCUGCCUCAGAGUGCAUCGGAGUACAACAUGGGCACCGGGGUGCCCGUAGGGGUGUCUGGUCCUGGUGGCAGAUGGGUUCCUGGAAACGUACCAGCCUCUGCAUCGCUGUACUCUAUGGCCAGCGGCUCGUCCUCUAUUUCUGGAGUGUCUUCCGUAUCUUCUUCGAGUUCGUCUUCUGCAAGUAGCACAGGAAGUUCCAACCUUGGGAAAUCUACAAGAGUGAGGCAGCCUUGUAGCGCGAUCUUGAGACGUUCGCAGACGCAAUCCAUGAAAAUGAGGAUUCAGGAGUAUCAGGAUCCCGUUCAGCAAGUCACCGAGGAGGAGGAAGUGAUGAGAGAAAACCGGGAACGUAGAUUGCCACCGAUCAAGGAGUUCCAGAGGGACUAUCGCGCAGGGAAAGCCUCCACUAGGAUACGAUGUGCUCAAAAAAUCGUAACUCAACUAGAGACAUCACCGAGUCCUAGAGGCUCGAGCAGCGGGGCCACCACGACGCUCGCGACGUUAGCGAGGACGUCGACGAAGAGGCCGCAGCCGGCGCCGAAGUUGUCGGUGAUCCAAGAGGUCCAGAAAUCAAAGAAGGAGAAGGAGAGGGAGAAGGAGCGGGAGAAGGCGGAGAAGGCACGGCAGAAGGAGGAGGAGAAGGCGGAAAAGACCAGACAGAAGGAGGCCAAGAAACUGGCCAAGGAGGAGAAGAAGAAAGCGAAGAAGGAAGCGAAAGCGAGGCGAAAGGAGGCCGAGGAGAACCUCCUCAGGGAAGAAAAGUAGUCUUCUGUCGAGUAGGAACAACGUAGAGAGUUCAGAGUGAUCAAUAACGUAUUCGAAUAGCCCGUACGACUCUCGACCCUGAUGGGGACUGAAGGAUUUUGAAUACACUUGAUCUCACCGCCACCGGGAUAUUCGUUCAAGAUGAACUGCAAACCCGGUCGUUGCCGUUAAAAUCAAAGAUCCGCGUGCGUUUUGUAAUCGUUAGGGUUCGCGUAGUUUUCUUCCCCGGGGGCGUGACAACGUCGAACGUAGGCGUUUUGUUCCCGGAAGAAUGGGUUCUCUUUGUCGAAUGUACCGUCGCUUCGUUUCACGGGCAAAUUAGGAUAAGGCGUUUUAACGUUUUAUAAAAUGAAAUAGAAAAAAGCUGGCGGGCGCGUUUGCGACGCAUCUUGAACCACCAACGAUCCCGGGGGGCAGCGAACGUAUAGCGACGGUAGAGAAGUAUACCUAAGAAAACCUAG
Colletes gigas is the source of this 1883-nucleotide messenger RNA. Its product is annotated as chromatin assembly factor 1 subunit A-B-like. NCBI's taxonomy places the organism in Eukaryota, Metazoa, Arthropoda, Insecta, Hymenoptera, Colletidae. Bases 148 to 1422 code for a protein of 424 amino acids. The record is from RefSeq and is a predicted model, not a curated record. The transcript is spliced from 9 exons.